This is a messenger RNA of Leguminivora glycinivorella, 1101 nucleotides long. RefSeq lists its product as uncharacterized. The coding region runs from base 136 to 1101 and encodes 321 amino acids. Lineage: Eukaryota; Metazoa; Arthropoda; Insecta; Lepidoptera; Tortricidae. The transcript has 2 exons. The record is from RefSeq and is a predicted model, not a curated record.
GUCAAGUUACAAUUGACGGAAAGCGAUUUUGUACUAAUAGCUCGACCUCGCCAAGUGUAAGUUGACCCUUCAUUGACUAUCGUGCAUCUUGUCAAACCUCCUUCAACGUCUGGGUCCCUGGUACCUAAUAUCGAAAUGUCGUCGCCCAAAAACACCUUCGAGCGCGCGGAAUCCCCCGCGCCCCGCGUCGGCCCCUCCGAGCCCGCCCCGCAGCCAGCGGCCGCCACCGCGGGCGUACUUGGAGUUGAAUCGGAAUAUUAUCGCCUACAAACCUAUGACUCGGACACGUCAGAGAAAAGCGCGGCAAGCUCAAACUAUAUUACUAUGCGGCAAAAAAGGAAGCGAGAGCACGAUGAGUUGUCUGAUCUUCGAAAUGAAAUGCGAGGCCUAAUGAACUCACUUAGAAGUCUCACAACUACGGUUAAUGAGAUUAAGGAAAUGACAACUGAGUUGCGCACAAGUGUCCAGUUCAUGUCAGACAAGUAUGACGGUGUCAUGGACAAGCUCCAUGUGCUGGAAGUGGAAAGAAGUAAAGAUCGACGAUACAUAGCUGAGCUUGAGGACAAAAUGGAGGGUUUGGAACGUAGAAAUCGCAUGUCAGGUAUUGAAAUUCGUAACAUACCGAAACUUGACACAGCAGAUGGGAAGAAAAUAGAAACCAAAAAACAGCUCCUGGAUAUAGUGAAGAAUAUAGGACAGACUUUGAACAUUGAAAUACAGGAGGUGGACAUCCGAGACACUUAUAGAAUAAACUCUGCCAAAGGAGACACAAAACCACUGAUUGUUGAUUUCAACAGCGUUAUUAUGAAAGAGCACAUUCUGGAAGCCGUCAAAACCUUCAACAAAUCUAAACCAAAAGGGGAUAAACUUAAUACAUCACAUCUAGAGAUUAUUGGACCAGCUAGACCGAUUUACGUUUCGGAAACUCUCACGCCAAAAAAUCAGAAACUUUUCUAUAUGGCUCGCGAGUUUGCUCGGGACAAUGGCUACGCGCAUCGCUGGACUUCAAAGGGAUUGGUUUAUUUUCGCAAAGCUGAAGGAGAAAGACCAAUACGCAUUGAAAAUGAAACGGACUUCUCUAAAUUGCUAGAGUCUAACUGA